AUGGUCCAGACUUCACAGAGGAAGCAACGUGAUUGUGUAACCCAAGCCAAGCCAAAACCUGGUUUAAACAUCUCAAUUCCUUGGAGGAUGUCCAGUUAUGUAUUCAAGAGACGAGUUACUAGAAUUACUUCCCAUCCUGGCAGUGAAGUCAGGUGCCAUCAAUGGGAGGAGAAUUUGGACAAGCCCCAGCAGGUCUGUUGGCAGAAGAGACUGCAAGGACUCCAGGCCUACAGCAGUGCGGGGGAACUUCUAAGUACUUUGGAUCUUGUCAAAGCCUUGCAAAAGACUGCACGUAGUUACACAGGUGAAUCCCUACCCCAGGCUCUUGCUGGUGAUCUGCACUCCAUCUCCAUGCCCACCCCUGGCCCAUCUUCAGACUUGGUGAAGAUGAUCCCAGGAUCAGGUCUUGAUAUCUCACAGCUCCUCUGCAAACCAUUUCUGGUAACCGAUGAAGAUAUUAGGAAACAGGAAAGGAAAGUGAAGACGGCAAGGGAGAGAUUGGCAAUAGCACUGACUGCAGACAGACUUGCUAGCGAAGCAGAGAAAGUGAGAGGCCAAGAAGGAUGUCCUAAAAAACAUUAA
Messenger RNA from Trichechus manatus latirostris (Florida manatee), 582 nucleotides. Its product is annotated as methyl-CpG-binding domain protein 3-like 1. The transcript has a single exon. Bases 1 to 582 code for a protein of 193 amino acids. The record is from RefSeq and is a predicted model, not a curated record. Lineage: Eukaryota; Metazoa; Chordata; Mammalia; Sirenia; Trichechidae.